Messenger RNA from Trifolium pratense (red clover), 1682 nucleotides. RefSeq names its product peroxidase 18-like. Gene Ontology annotation, biological process: hydrogen peroxide catabolic process; response to oxidative stress. Bases 543 to 1523 code for a protein of 326 amino acids. The record is from RefSeq and is a predicted model, not a curated record. Gene Ontology annotation, molecular function: heme binding; peroxidase activity. Lineage: Eukaryota; Viridiplantae; Streptophyta; Magnoliopsida; Fabales; Fabaceae. The transcript is spliced from 4 exons.
AUGGCCUAAAUGGGGCUCAUAGGAAAAUGCAUGAGCAAACCACCCAUCUACUUACUGACUUCACCAAACCACAUAAAUGUAGUUUUAAAUUGUGACAAUAUCAUUGCUGCCAACUCUGCUCUAUCUCUUUUGUGGAUCAAUGAAAUUUCACAUUCAUUAAGAAAAUAAGUUAUUCUUAUAUAAUAUUUUAAAAAUAAUAUAAAAACUUCCCCCGGGUUUUUUAUAAUAAAUAAUCUAUUUUUUAGGUUUAUUGAAUAACUGGUAUCUAAUCUAUAAUAUAGACUAAAUACACUAGUUAUUCAAUGAACCUAGAAAAUCAAUUGUUUCUUAUAAAAAGAUCCGAAGGAGUAUAGUAACUUUUUAGUUUUAUUGAAAAAUUGAUGUAUUAACUUUUGUUUAUACUAACAUAACUUUUUUUAGUUAUUUAUAUUUGAGACAUGAAGUAUCAGCUCUCUAGGUAAGAGUAGUAAAAGGUCCUGCACACUGCAAUCAAGGUCCAGUCACUAUUUUGAACCCCAAAAAAGGACUAAAAGCUUGGUUCUAUGGAGACAAGAAAAUCAGUGUUUCUUUCCAUAGCAGUUUCUUAUUUUUGUAUAUUUUAUGUUUCAUCUGUUAAAGCUAGUCUCUCUUUCGACUUCUAUGAAGCUUCAUGUCCACAAGUUGAAUUAAUUAUAAGAAACGCAGUUAGUUCUUCCUCUUCUGAUGACCCUUCCAUUCCUGGAAAGCUCCUUCGUAUGGUUUUCCAUGAUUGCUUCGUAGAGGGAUGUGAUGCAUCUUUGAUGCUACAAGGAAAUAAUACAGAACAAAGUGAUCCGGGAAAUAGGUCUGUUGGAGGAUUUUCUGUUAUAGAAUCAGCAAAAAGAGUUCUCGAGGUUUUCUGCCCCGGAACUGUUUCUUGUGCAGACAUAAUUGCUCUAGCAGCUAGAGAUGCAGUUGAAAUUGCCGGUGGACCAAGGAUUCGGAUUCCUCUAGGUAGGAGAGACGGAAUGGUUUCAAUUGCUUCAAAUGUUAGACCCAACAUUGUGGACACUAGUUUUACUAUGGAUGAGAUGGUUAAGCUCUUUGCUACUAAAGGAUUGUCCUUACUUGAUCUGGUCAUUCUUUCAGGAGCUCAUACAAUAGGAACAGCUCAUUGCAACACAUUCAGGGGUCGUUUCCAACAAGACGCGCAGGGAAAUCUUAAGCUUAUUGAUCAAACACUUGAUACUAAUUAUGCUAAUCAGCUAAUGAAACGGUGUCCAGUAAAUGCACAACCAUUUGUGACAGUGAACAUUGAUCCUGAAACAUCUAUGUUAUUUGACAAUCAGUACUACAGAAAUGUUCUGGCUCACAGAGUUCUGUUCCAGUCCGAUUCUGUUUUGUUGAGCGACAAUAAGACUAGGCAAAUAGUGGAGGAUUUUGCAAAUGAUCGAAAACUUUUCUUCGACAAUUGGGCCGUGGCAUUCGUGAAGCUAACCAGUGUUGGUGUAAAGACAGAUGAAGAAGGUGAAAUUCGACGAACUUGUGCAGCAACUAAUGUAUAAGAGAAUAAAAAUGGUGCUGUAACAAAGGUUAUGGAAAACAAUAUCCUUUGUAAAUGAUUUUGUUUGUCUUGUUUCUUUCUUUCUCAAUUCUUUGUUGUCCUCUCAUAUAUUCAUUGUGGCCUAGUUUGACCAAUGUAAAAUCUUAAAACUUGAUAAUGA